UUUGACCCAACGCCACCAUAAAAGAGGGAGAGAGAGAGAGAGAAAGGAAAGGAAAAGUCUUGCCUUUCCCUCCGACUUUUCUUUCCCUCUCUGCUUUUCUCUCCCUCCCUAAGUGGGUUUGUGUAGUUAAGAACAACCUUAUAAGAACAACCUUAAUGCAGAGGAAGACAACCCAAAGGUUCUGGGUUUUGAGCAUUUCAGCUGCUUCUGCGUUUUGUGUGUUGUAAAGACUUUGUAGAAAGGGACCUGUGGAGGUUCGAGAAGAGAGGGAUUUCCAUGUGCAGUGGUUCCAAGAGGAAACCUUCUCAAACAGGUUUCGUCAUGGAGAGUGAAUUGGAGAAAAGAGAGGGUUUGCAACCUAGUUUUUCGCUUUUGCUUGAGUUAGCAGCCUGCGAUGAUUUAAUCGGAUUCAAAAGUGUUGUGGAAGAAGAGGGUCAUGAUGUUGAUGAGGCAAGCCUGUGGUAUGGGAGGAGAAUUGGGUCAAAGAAGAUGGGGUUUGAAGAGAGGACACCCCUCAUGGUUGCUGCCAUGUUUGGUAGCAAAGGUGUGUUGAAUUAUAUACUUGAAACUGGUCUUGUUGAUGUUAAUAGGGCUUGUGGUUCGGAUGGGGCCACGGCACUUCAUUGUGCUGCUGCUGGUGGCUCUGCUGCUUCGGCUGAGGUUGUUAAGCUUUUGCUUGAUGCUUCUGCUGAUGUAAAUGCUCUUGAUGCUAAUGGAAAAAGGCCCAGUGACUUGAUCUCUCUGGUUUUGAAUUCGACUUCUAACCUCAGGAAGAAAAAAUUGGAUGUCAUGCCGAAGGGCUUUACUUGUGUUGAGGAUCCCUUUAGUUUGUUUGUUCAAAUGGGGCAUGAAAUGGACGGGCAAGAACAGGAAGAGGCCUUGACACCUCGGGUCUCAAAGGAUGGGACUGAGAAGAAAGAGUAUCCUGUUGAUCUUUCUCUUCCAGAUAUCAAGAAUGGGAUUUAUAGCACAGAUGACUUUCGAAUGUAUACGUUCAAGGUCAAGCCUUGCUCAAGGGCUUACUCGCAUGACUGGACAGAGUGCCCUUUUGUUCAUCCGGGGGAGAAUGCCAGGCGGCGUGAUCCAAGGAAGUACCAUUAUAGCUGUGUCCCUUGCCCAGAGUUCAGAAAGGGGUCGUGCAGGCAAGGAGAUUCUUGCGAGUAUGCGCAUGGUAUUUUUGAGUGUUGGCUUCACCCUGCUCAGUAUCGAACACGCCUUUGCAAGGAUGAGACAGGAUGCACCAGAAGGGUCUGUUUCUUUGCUCAUAAGCCAGAAGAGCUUCGCCCUCUUUAUGCAUCCACGGGUUCUGCAGUGCCAUCUCCGAGAUCCUUCUCGGCCAAUACUUCUGCACUGGACAUGGGCUCGAUCACCCCACUUGCCCUCGGUAGUUCAUCAAUGUUGAUGCCAUCCAAUUCAACACCUCCCAUGACUCCCUCUGGACCCACUUCUCCUAUGGGUGGAACCAUGUGGCAAAACCACUCUAGUAUGGUUCCGCCUACCUUACAGCUUCCGGGUAGUCGGUUGAAAAGUGCCCUAAGUGCUAGAGACAUGGAUUUAGACAUUGAAUUGCUUGGGCUUGAAAAUCAUCGUCGCAGGCAACAGCAAUUGAUGGAUGAGAUAUCUAGUCUCUCCUCCCCAUCCGGCUGGAAUAGUCCCUUGUCCAAUGCUUCAGCUUUUGCUGCCUCCCCAGGUGAUCGAUCUGGGGAAUUAAAUAGGCUUGGACGGAUGAACGGUAUUAAUCUUGAUGACAUUUUUGGAUCUCUGGAUCCUGCCCUUUUGCCUCAAUUACAGGGACUUUCUAUGGAUGUCUCAGCACCCCAGUUGCAAUCUCCUACUGGGAUGAAGAUGUUUCAGAACAUGAACCAGCAGCUCCGGUCAAGCUAUGGUACCAGCCUUUCAUCCUCUCCUGUGAGGGCAUCGUCCUCAUUUGGAGUUGACCCAUCUGGUGCUGCAGCUGCCACAGUUUUGAAUGCAAGGUCGGCUGCUUUUGCAAUGCGGAGCCAGAGCUUCAUUGAGCGAAGUUCUGUGAAAGGUCAUUCUGGCCUUUCUUCGCCUGGUGCUUCUGCAAUGCAUUCUACCCUUUCGGAUUGGGGCUCCCCUGAUGGCAAGUUGGACUGGCGACUCCAGGGAGAAGAGCUGAACAAGCUUAGGAAAUCUGCUUCUUUUGGGUUCCGAAGUAAUGGCAGCAGUCAUGCAACAGCUGCAGCCUCGAUGCCAGCUACCGUCAAUGAGCCGGAUGUCUCUUGGGUUCAGUCCCUGGUGAAGGAUGCCCCGCCUGCGAAACCUGGGCAGUUAGGUUUUGAGAAGGAGCAGCAGCAGCAGUGUCAUCUUGACACUGGAGGCUCGGAGAUGCUUCCGGCUUGGGUGGAGCAAUUGUACAUGGAACAGGAGCAGCUGGUGGCAUAAAAAGCAUAUUUAACCCCUAAAUUGCUUCUAUCUUAACAUUUUAACUAGUCUUUUGCCAUUUUUUUAAUCUUUAUUGAUAUUUAUCAUAUUUAGGUGUAGAGGAACUGGCAAGGGGGAUAAAAGAAUGUACCCCCGGGGAGAAAACAAAGAAGUUGGGCAGGAUGAAAGGUUUCUGCUCAUACAAUUAUUAGGUUCUUCAGAAUAAUAGGUUUUAGUUUUGCCAUUUUUCUCAAGUCGGUUCUUCUCUUCAUUUUAGUUUCUACCCAAGCAGAAAGAUCUCUGAAGCAUGAGGAUUUUUCGGGAGUGGAACUAGAGAUGCUGAUCAAUAUAAACUUCAUUAUCUCAUUUUGCUAUUGGGAUUUGUAGGCAUACUAAUUUAUGGGGUUUAUCUUUUGUUGGUGGGGGUUUUACAUCAUAUGUAUUACAAGCUGUUAUUUUUAUAAAUAAUUAAUGUUUCUUAUAUUAA
This is a messenger RNA of Alnus glutinosa, 2872 nucleotides long. RefSeq names its product zinc finger CCCH domain-containing protein 66. Gene Ontology annotation, molecular function: protein binding; metal ion binding. NCBI's taxonomy places the organism in Eukaryota, Viridiplantae, Streptophyta, Magnoliopsida, Fagales, Betulaceae. The transcript is spliced from 2 exons. Bases 277 to 2406 code for a protein of 709 amino acids. The record is from RefSeq and is a predicted model, not a curated record.